Messenger RNA from Contarinia nasturtii (swede midge), 1585 nucleotides. RefSeq names its product cytochrome P450 4c3 (gene Cyp4c3). The annotation marks the transcript as partial. NCBI's taxonomy places the organism in Eukaryota, Metazoa, Arthropoda, Insecta, Diptera, Cecidomyiidae. The transcript has 7 exons. Gene Ontology annotation, molecular function: iron ion binding; monooxygenase activity; oxidoreductase activity, acting on paired donors, with incorporation or reduction of molecular oxygen. The record is from RefSeq and is a predicted model, not a curated record.
CAAAAUUUUAGUCGCGUCGCAACAAUUGAUCAGAAUAGACGCUUGAAUCGGGACCGACCACCUUAUAGUUAAGAAUUAAUUUACGAAAAAAGGGUUGCAGUGUUAAAUUGAGAACUCUUAUCGUGUUUAUGUGCGCAAAUAAUUUAAUGCAUCUCGUUUUUUUAAUUGUUACACAAAGUUCAAAAGAACAACGCAUAUAUAUAUAAAAAUCGAAAUUGACGAAAGAGUUGAAAGAGCAAAAGGCACCAUCAAAAGAAUAAAAUUGAUAAAAAUGAAGAGUAUUAUAUUGCAGCGUGUUCUUUCAAUAUUCACAUAUUUUUCACCGGUUACGACGGUGCUAUUGGUUUUAUUGGCCAUUUACUUCGUUGCAUUUAAAUUGAGACGACGACGCAUUGAGUAUCUUAUUGGAAAGGUGCCUGGGCCACAGCCAUUGCCUCUCAUUGGAAAUAUGUUGGAAGUUUCAACGGGAUUCGAUGAGUUGUUCGCUAGAUUGACUGGUGUAAAGAAUUUCUGGGGCCGAAAUAAGGGAAUUUGUCGAGCAUGGCUUUUAAACGAUCCAUACAUUUAUCUAACAGAAGCAUCAAAAGUUGAGGUAAUCAUGUCGAGUCCAAAGCACAUUGACAAAAGUCAAGAUUACGAUUACCUGCAUCCUUGGUUGGGUACGGGUCUUUUAACAUCGCGUGGCAAAAAAUGGCAUGCUCGUCGAAAGAUUUUAACGCCAACAUUCCAUUUUAAAAUAUUGGAGGAUUUCAUUGACGUAUUUCAAGAGCAGAGCGCCGUUUUAGUAACAAAAUUGACACGAGAAAUCGGCAAAGAGGAAGGCUUCAAUCUCUUCAAAUACGUCACCUUGUGCACAUUGGAUAUUAUUUGUGAAACGGCUAUGGGAAAAAGUAUCGACGCACAAAGUAACGGUGAUUCACAAUACGUAAAAGCGGUGUACAAAAUCGGUGAAAUCGUUCAAACUCGUCAAGUAAAAGUGUGGUACCAUCCCGAAUUUUUGUUCCGCAUGUCAAAAUUGUAUCAAGAACAUCAGAGUUGUAUUAAGACAUUGCAUGGCUUCUCAAAUCGUGUGAUUAAAGAGCGUAAAGCCGAGAUCGCUUAUCAGAAUAACAACAACAACAACAAUCAAGAUAAUAACAACAGUGCCAAUGUGAAAAAUUUAAAUUUACAAGAAGAGACGGACGAUAAUAAAUAUGAAAUUUUGGACUUUCCACGAAAGAAACGAUUGGCUUUCUUGGACUUAUUGAUUGAAGCAUCAAAGGAUGGAAAAGAAUUGUCCGACGAAGAUAUUCGCGAAGAGGUUGACACAUUCAUGUUUGAAGGUCAUGACACAACAUCAGCUUCAAUUUGUUGGACGCUAUUUUUAUUGGGCACAAGUCCGCAUAUACAAGAAAAAGUAGUUGAAGAGCUUGAUUCAAUAUUCGAUGGGGAUCGUACGCGGCCACCAACCAUGAAGGAAUUAAACGAUAUGAAAUAUUUGGAAUGCACAAUCAAAGAAUCAUUACGACUGUAUCCGAGUGUACCUUUUCUCGGACGUCAUUUGCAUGAAGACGUUCAAAUCGGCGAAUACCUCAUUCCAGCGGGA